This is a messenger RNA of Linum tenue, 912 nucleotides long. The record is from the annotation of a GenBank genome assembly. Lineage: Eukaryota; Viridiplantae; Streptophyta; Magnoliopsida; Malpighiales; Linaceae.
AUGGGCACACCUAAAGUAGAAUUCGAUGCGGAGGAUGUGGAGCCAAUGGAAGAUGAAGUUGAUGGGGAAUUCACUGAUUCCGAUUCCGACUCAGGGGAGGAAGAUAUCCAAAAACUGACUAAUCCCUCUAAGGAUGCAGUCUACAACCGAGAUGGUAUGAACGAUAAGCUUCAAGAAAUCAGCUGGCCAGAGAACUUGGGUUGGUUGCAUAAACUCUCCCUUGACAUCAAUCAAGAGCAAGAUGUAGAUGUGAACGAUGACCUGGCACGUGAGAUGGCAUUCUACACACAGGCAUUGGAAGGGACGAGGAGGGCAUUCGAGAAGUUUGAAACAAUGGGACUUCCCUUUCUAAGGCCUCCUGACUACUAUGCGGAGAUGGUGAAGUCAGAUACCCACAUGCAGAAAGUGAAGAGCCGUCUCUUGGCUGAGAAGAGGAACAUGGAGGAAGCAGAAGAGAGAAGGAAAGCUAGGGAGUCCAAGAAGCUAUCUAAAGAGGUUCAAGCCCAGAAGCAGAAGGAGAGAGCUACACAGAAGAAAUCUGAGAUUGAGGCUGUCAAGAAGUGGAGGAAGCAGAGACAGCAAAACGGGUUUCCUGCUCCUGGUGGGAAAAAGAAUGGCGACGAGAUUGAUUUGGACUUUGGAGAUGGUGUGAAGCCGUUUGCCAAGUCCAACAAGCAAAGACCUGGGGUAUCUCCAGGAGACAGGUCUGGUGGCAAGGGAAGAAUGAAAUCAUGGAAGGGCACCGGUAAACCGGAUAAGAAAAUAGUGGAGAGGGACAGGAAGGACUCGAAGUUUGGGUAUGGAGGAAGGAAAGGCAUGAAGAAGCAGAACACUGCCGAUACCACUGAUGAUUUCAGGGGGUUCAGGAAAACAGGUGGCGACGGCGGGAAUAAGAGGAGAAGGAAGCAGUAA